Messenger RNA from Magnolia sinica, 2031 nucleotides. Its product is annotated as pentatricopeptide repeat-containing protein At3g24000, mitochondrial-like. NCBI's taxonomy places the organism in Eukaryota, Viridiplantae, Streptophyta, Magnoliopsida, Magnoliales, Magnoliaceae. Gene Ontology annotation, molecular function: RNA binding; protein binding. The record is from RefSeq and is a predicted model, not a curated record. Bases 333 to 1853 code for a protein of 506 amino acids. The transcript has a single exon. Gene Ontology annotation, biological process: RNA modification.
GUACUUUGAGGAAGGGAAAGCAUAAAUGCCAGCUUGAUCAAAACUUCCGUGGCCCGAAAUGUACUUUACAUGUUGGAGGAACUGCGACAUGCGUACUGCGAAGGGUCAUUACUCUCUUUACUUCCACCUUAUGUAGUAAAAUGACAGUCAUUAAUCAUUUAUUACAACACGUUCUAGUGACAAGGCCCACCAACACCGAAGAUCAACUCGUGUGGUCCGCUCAUCAUCUCAGUCGUGCAAAACACAAUCAUCAAAUAUGCAGGAGGAGUAAAAAUCAAAGAUGGUCGAUUAAGCAAUAAAUCAAACACACAAGCACAUACGAAUGGAGGAGCAUGGGCGAGCUGUACGCCGCGUUGAGCCGAUGCAUAAACCCCAGCUUCGCAGCAUUAGCAAAGGCCACUCACUCCCAACUCCUCAAGCUCGGAAACUUCUCCAACCUCCAUCUCGCCACCCGCAUGCUCGCUGCGUACUCCAAAUGCGGCAUUUCUGAAGAUGCCUGCGAACUGUUCGACGAAAUUACCACCACAUUAUCAUCACUAGACAUCGUCUCCUGGAACGCAAUCAUAUCGGGCUGCGUUAAAAACGGAAGGGAUGAGGUCGCCUUCCAAUAUUUCAAACGCUUGCAAUCCGACUACAGGAGAUUAGGCGCUGAUUCUUACACUCUGUCGAGCCUCCUUUCUUCUACGCAUUGCUUGGAGAAGGCGAUAACCAGCGGCGAACAGCUUCAUGGGUAUGCUCUCAAGACUGGAAUUCUCUCCAGCGUCUCUGUCGGAAACGCGCUGAUCACGUUCUACGCCGCGUGGUACCGGCUUCCGGACGCCAGGAUGGUUUUUGAAUCAAUGCCACUGCGGGACGUCGUGUCAUGGACUGCAUUGAUCUCAGGAUACGCACGGCGAUGUGGCCAUGAAGAAGAGUCCUUGAGGCUGUUUGUUCUCAUGAUGAGCGGCCAGGAAGGCCCAAGACCCAAUCAAUUCACCUUUGCUUCAGUCUUCGGUGCGUGCGGGGGCCUUGCUUGCCUCUCACAAGGAGACGCAUUGAUCUCGACGGUGCUUAAGAUGGGUCUCCUCUCAGACGUCCAUGUCCAGAAUUCACUGAUUGGUUUCUACUCGGAAUGCGGGUGUUUGGAUGUUGCUAGAGAUGUUUUCGAUGCCAUAAUUGAACCCGACAUCAUCUCAUGGAAUUCUCUUCUGAAGGGAUACUCAAAUCAAGGGAGAGGCGAAGAGGCCCUCCGAAUCCUUGAUGAGAUGAUCGAGGUGGGUGCCAUGCCAAACUCUGUUACCUUCAUCUCAGUCCUGUCUGCAUGUAGUCAUUCCGGAAUGACAUCCCAAGGGCUUGAAUUGUUCCGAAGAAUGGAACAAGAUCAUGGGAUCAACCCCGGAACUGAGCACGUCUCCUGCAUUGUCAAUCUCUUGGGUCGUGCUGGUAGGCUUCACCAGGCAGUAGAGUUUAUUCGGGGGUUCGCUUUCGAGCUUGGUCCUUCCACAUGGAGGACAUUGCUUGGAGCUUGUUGGGUACACGGCAAUGCAGAGGAGCUUGCAGAGUGGGCUGCGGCACAGCUACUUCGGAUAGAGCCCCGUGAUGCUGAAGCUCAUGUGGUGCUCUCUAACAUCUAUGCAUCAAGCGGGAGAUGGGAUAUGGUAAGGAAUCUUAGGCGCUCAAUGAAGGAGAAAGGAGUGGAGAAGGAACCCGGAUCGAGCUGGAUCGAGGUGGGGAACAUGGUCCAUUCAUUCAUGUCCUCAGAUUCAGUCCAUCCCCAGAUGGAUGAAAUUGAGAUGAGGUUGAUGGAGCUCACUAACAACAUCAAGGAUCAAAUGCAUUAUGGUAAUUCUUUUUUGUUAUUCAUGGAACUGUAAAGGUAUCAAAGAAACAGUGACAAUCAAAGCGAUCCAAGAUUAUGAAUAUGCAUUUGGUUCUUGUCACAAUCCAAGAAGACCCGAAAUUCUCAUAUCAAAAACUACAAAACAACGAAUGUGCAUGUGGUCCUCAACAUUUUCUCAAAUUUCCUAAUGGAGAGAAGUAUAGCAUCAGCCA